UCACCCAUUACCCGCUUAUAAAUCGCUUUUCUUUCGGUUUCCUCCAACCCGCAACUUUUCCUUCUCCGUUCACAUUCAGGCUCCCCAUCCGGCUUUCUCGCGCGAGCCUCCGGUCACACGUCCGCUCGCCAACCGCUUUUGUGGGCGGUACCUUUUUUUCCCUCCCUUUUUUUUUAUUUUUUUUGAAAACACUUUUCCGUUAUUUCGUUUUAUCGAUAUGAGGAAACAUCAACAAAGCGACAAAUCACGUGAACAUCUCGAUAGCCACUGGUUAACUUUUUUGGGCGGGCGAUUCGAAUGGUCUAUAAAAGGGAAGGUUCUCGGCAAAAUCUAUUUGUGGGUGUGAGCGGAUGGUUGGUGUGCUUGGUGUCGUUGUGGUUACUGUUGCCGAUUCGGUUGUGGGUAUGGAUCCUAUAGUCGCCCUCAUCGGACAGCUGAUGUUUACGUUGCUGGCUUGCCAGACGCAGCUGCUUCUUGCUUACCGGCGCUAUUCAGCCCAACGCCGCAGAGCUGCAGCCAGGAUUCUGUUCCAGGAUUCAGUCUCCACCGUCGCCUGGACGCGCUCCAGAAUACGGCGCCGGCAGCGCUUCCAACAUUGGUUCCUGCUUGCGCAGAUGGAGGAGCCACGGCAGCACUGGGUAUACCCGAGAAGCACCGACUGGUGGGAGAAUAUCGUGUUGGUGCACUGGGAUGACCGUCGGUGGAUGCGCCGCUUCCGGAUGUCCAAGAGGACCUUCAUCGACUUGGUGGAAGCCCUGCGUCCAAGGCUGCAGCGUCAAAACACCUCCCUUCGCUCUGCAAUAUCGGUGGAGAGACGAGUCGCGGUUGCAAUUUGGUGGCUGGCCAGCGGAACAAGCUACCAGGUGGCGAGCGAUCUGUUCGGGAUUGGGAAGUCAACGGUAGCCUCCGCGGUGGUCGAGUUCUGCCUCGCGGUCGAGGUGGAACUUCUAUCGAAGACUGUCUCCUUCGGAAGAGCGAUUGGACAGAUAAUGGACGGUUUCCGUAGAAUGGGUUUCCCGCACUGUGUGGGAGCUAUUGAUGGAACGCAUAUCCCAAUCUGCGCUCCUGGAGGCCGCCCAGAUCAGUACGGCAACCGCAAGAACUAUUCCUCGAUUCUGCUCCAAGGCACAGUUGAUCACCGGGGAAGAUUUGUGGACGCCGAGGUGGGGUGGAGUGGGAAGAACCACGAUGCCUUCGUGUUUGCCCACUCCGCCUUCUGUGUUGCCAUGGAUAGUGGCUCACUAAUUCCGGGAAACCCUUUCAUGGUGGUGGACGGUGUAAGAAUACCCCCGGUGGUCAUUGCCGAUGGAGCCUACCCCAUGCGUAGGUGGCUUAUGAAGCCCUACGGGAGAACGGCAACCACACAAGCUCAGAAAAUGUUUGACACCCGCCUAUCGCGAGCCAGGAACGUGGUGGAAUGUUGUUUCGGAAGACUGAAGGCCAGGUGGAGGUGUCUGUCACACCGCCUCCAAGUUAGGGAGCACAACGUCAUCGCUGUGGUGACAGCAUGUGUUGUUUUGCACAACCUCUGUGAAAGCCGGGGACAUCCCAUCACUGGCCGCGGAGCAGCCCCAGAGACAAUACUUGUUUCUCAUGGAGAGGGACAAGAGUUGACCACCCAUCACAGGCAUCUUGCCGAAGGAAAGGUGGUUAGGGAUGCCCUGGCCAAGUAUAUGGGCCUAGAUUCGACAAGUUGA
Molecule: messenger RNA, 1697 nt
Organism: Eublepharis macularius
Lineage: Eukaryota; Metazoa; Chordata; Lepidosauria; Squamata; Eublepharidae
Exons: 2
Coding region: 351-1697 (448 amino acids)
Source: RefSeq, a predicted model, not a curated record